AUGCUAUCAUACCAGCAACCGCCCAGUACCGCUGGUGCUUACAUCCUCAAGCCUGAACCAGCCUAUUCAUCCCACCACUACGACCGAGUCGGCCUGGUCGACCCCUCUGACGAGUUCCACCGCCUCGUUCGAGCUCUCUCCGACGUCCUUGGGCCUUCCUCAGGUAUCAACUCCGACGAUGUGGACGAAAAUGACUUGAUACGCCUCAUGGAACAAUAUAGUUCCCAGCAAAGCCAUUGGCGUCAUUACGCCUUUGCCGACCUCAGCAGGAACUACACUCGCAACCUCGUGGACGAAGGAAACGGCAAAUCCAACUUACUAAUAAUCGUCUGGAAUCCGGGAAGGUCUAGUCCGAUACACGAUCACGCAGACGCCCACUGUGUGAUGAAGAUCCUCAAAGGGAGUCUCAAGGAAACACUGUACGCCCUCCCGCCCUGCUUGACCGAGAAGACGGAUUCGAAUGGCGCCUUGACCCCGCCACAAAUUGUCAAAGAGUCCGUCUACCACGAAAACGAAGUCACCUACAUCUCAGACAAGAUCGGUUUGCACAAGAUAUCCAACCCUUCCAAUGACGAACCGGCCGUGUCACUCCACCUCUAUACCCCGCCUCAUGCGGCCAAUUUUGGCUUCAACCUAUUCGAUGAGAAGACGGGGAAACCUACGCACAUCAAGCAAGCCGGCUUCUUCUCAGACCGUGGAAAACUCGUCGAAAAAUGCAAGUUCGGAUCUUUUUGA
Molecule: messenger RNA, 735 nt
Organism: Cladophialophora psammophila CBS 110553
Lineage: Eukaryota; Fungi; Ascomycota; Eurotiomycetes; Chaetothyriales; Herpotrichiellaceae
Product: cysteine dioxygenase
Exons: 1
Coding region: 1-735 (244 amino acids)
Biological process (GO): L-cysteine catabolic process
Molecular function (GO): cysteine dioxygenase activity; ferrous iron binding
Source: RefSeq, a predicted model, not a curated record